This is a messenger RNA of Aspergillus uvarum CBS 121591, 740 nucleotides long. RefSeq lists its product as uncharacterized. The record is from RefSeq and is a predicted model, not a curated record. Bases 228 to 698 code for a protein of 156 amino acids. The transcript has 2 exons. NCBI's taxonomy places the organism in Eukaryota, Fungi, Ascomycota, Eurotiomycetes, Eurotiales, Aspergillaceae.
ACAAUUGAGGUACAUUCCAAGACAACCACCAUGUCUCCAAGCGCUCAAGCACCGCCAACCAUAAUCUCCGCCUCGCAAACCCCCGAAGAAGAGGUAUAGUCCCGCCCAUUCGUCUCCGAUCCUCACAAGCAACACAAUCCAGCACAACAACACCGUGCAAGAGCCCAACUAACCAUAAUCACCCAACACCCACACUCCAGCGCAACAUCACCACCGCAAAACAAUACAUGGCCAUCGCCUACUCCCCGACCGAGAACCGCGGCGCCGAGUCCGUCCGCCACCUCUGCCACCCAGACAGCUGGUUCUGGAGCCCGUCCACCUUCCCGGGCUGCUCGACCCCGAUGGACUACGCCAACUCUCACGCCACCGUCAUGAAGUCGGUCAACGACCUGCACAUCGUGCGGUACGACCAGGCCUGGGCCAAGGACGGUCACGUCCUCCUGCGGUACACCGCCGAGGGGUCGCAUGCCGGGGCGCCGUACAAGGGGAUUGAGAGGUCCGAUCCCCCCAAGCGGGCGCAGUGGAGCGCGGCGGCCAUCUUCGAGAUCAGCGACGGGAAGGUGAAGAGCUUCACCAAGGAUUGGGAUCAGAAGGUUAUGCAGAUUCAACUAGGUUGGGCGCCCGUGAAGGAGUCGGAGGAUCCGCGGUGGAAGGCGGAGAUUUUGGCGAAUCCUGAGAAGGGGCGGCAGGCGAAGUAGAACCACAGAGCUGGAGAGGAAGGCAAAUGUCGGUAAUAUAGG